AAUAAUUAAACCGCACACUUGGCCCCCCCUGGACCGAUGUGUACUUAAGGUUGGGCUCUCAAGCUCCUGGCCUGAAAGGAUCAAGGAUCGAGGAGGAUUUCAUAGCCAAAAUGGCAUUGAGGAACGUUGCGAUGAGAGCCUUGUUGCUCCUGGCGGUGGUGAGCGUGGCAUAUGCCGCCAAAGGCAAGGAGAAGAAGAAGGAGAGCGCAGAUGGUCCGGCGGCGUCCGGUCCGGGCGGGGAGUACGACAUCACCAAGCUCGGCGCCAAGCCCGACGGCACAACGGACUGCACCGAGGCGGUGGAGGAGGCAUGGGCUUCGGCAUGCGGUAGCACCGGGAACCCGACCAUCAUCAUCCCCAAGGGUGAUUUCCUGACUGGAGCUCUGAAUUUCACGGGGCCGUGCAAGGGCGACGGACUCACCAUCAAGCUGGAAGGCAACCUGCUUGCUUCCAAUGACCUGGCCAAGUUCAAGUCUAACUGGAUCGAGAUCAUGCGCGUGAAGAAGCUCUCCAUCACCGGCAAAGGCAACAUCGACGGUCAGGGCAAGGCCGUCUGGACCAAAAACAGCUGCCAAAAGAACUACAACUGCAAGAUAUUGCCAAACUCGUUGGUGCUGGACUUCUGCGACGACGCGCUCAUCGAAGGCAUCUCCAUCAUCAAUUCCAAGUUCUUCCACAUGAACAUCUUCCAAUGCAAGGGCGUGACCGUCAAGGACGUGAAGGUGAGCGCGCCCGGGGACAGCCCCAACACCGACGGCAUCCACAUGGGCGACUCGUCCAAUGUCAGCAUCAUCGACACCACCAUCGGCGUUGGCGACGACUGCAUCUCCAUCGGCCCCGGCUCCACACAAGUCAACAUCAGCGGCGUGACCUGCGGCCCAGGCCAUGGCAUCAGCAUUGGCAGCCUCGGGAGGUACAAGGACGAGAAGGACGUGACCGACAUCACCGUCAAGAACUGUGUGCUCAAGGGCUCCACGAACGGCCUUCGCAUCAAGUCGUACGAGGACGCCAAGUCGCCCCUCGUAGCAUCCAAGAUCCACUACGAGAACAUCGAGAUGGACGACUCGGGCUACCCCAUCAUCAUCGACCAGAAGUACUGCCCCAAUAAACUUUGCACCUCCAAGGGCGAGGCCGACAGGGUCACCGUCAAGGACGUUACCUUCAAAAACAUCACCGGCACCUCCUCGACCCCUGAGGCCGUCAGCCUGCUCUGCUCCGACAAGAAGCCCUGCGAAGGCGUCACAAUGUCCGACGUCAAGAUCGAGUACUCCGGCAAGAACAACAAGACCAUGGCUGUCUGCACCCACGUCAAGGUCACCGCCACAGGAGUCGACAAGGCCAACACAUGCGCCGCCUGACCUGUGAAGCGAUAACAAGACCGCAAGAGUCACUCUCCUUCCAUCUUGCG
Messenger RNA from Aegilops tauschii subsp. strangulata, 1408 nucleotides. Its product is annotated as exopolygalacturonase-like. The record is from RefSeq and is a predicted model, not a curated record. Gene Ontology annotation, molecular function: polygalacturonase activity. Gene Ontology annotation, biological process: carbohydrate metabolic process. NCBI's taxonomy places the organism in Eukaryota, Viridiplantae, Streptophyta, Magnoliopsida, Poales, Poaceae.